This is a messenger RNA of Oncorhynchus gorbuscha (pink salmon), 6176 nucleotides long. Its product is annotated as zinc finger protein 638-like. Lineage: Eukaryota; Metazoa; Chordata; Actinopteri; Salmoniformes; Salmonidae. The record is from RefSeq and is a predicted model, not a curated record. The transcript has 20 exons. Gene Ontology annotation, molecular function: nucleic acid binding. Bases 363 to 6176 code for a protein of 1937 amino acids.
CUGUUUUCAGUGGCUCUAUGACGUUGUUCGGGUGAGAUAGUCGAAUGCGCAUGCGCAAACCCUUGAGCGGCUUGGAGAGAGAGACAAGUACGAGAUUUCUCCAUAGAAAAGAACCGAAAAUAACAGAAGCUUUGCGUUGCUAUUGGAUCCUUGCGCUGCUCCCCUUUCCAGCCCGCUGAAUCCGAUUGGAGGGCUGGGAGUUGGGAUCCCGCCCCUGCAGCUCCUCUUAGGCCACGCCUCCCUGCAGCUUGCCCAGCUCGUUACCGCUGCAACCUCCACUUCUGCCGCCAACCCCCACCACCCUCCACUCACCUCCUCUCGCCCCCUUCAACCUCCUCACAGCAGCAGCUACCUUCAAUAACAUGUCCCGUCCCCUAUAUAACCCCUUAGGGGAUCAGUACUCUUCACAGGCCCAGAGAUCUGCCACCCAGAUGGGGCAGUACGGACUCACACAAUCCCAGGCCGGAAGGGACCCUCUGGGGGCCUCCCGCCUUGGUCUGGGGUCUGGUGGUGGUGGUGGUGGUGGUUCCUCCGGCCAGGGAGGCAUGAUGUCCUCGAUGGUGGCCCAGCAGACCUCCAUAGACGACCACAUCCGCGGGGCCAGAGAGGAGGUGAGGCUGCUCAGCCAGUUGAUGCAGCAGAAUAAGAACCAGCAGGUCUCACUGGACGCCCAAGACCUUCGUCUAAGUCGCGACCCCAUGGACGAGCUCUCGUCUGGAGGAGGGCUGGGAGGUUACACCCCUGGCCGGACCUCCAGCGACCAGCAAAGUUCCAUGGACCCCUGGUCUGGCUUCCUGACCCAGUCUGCUUCCUCCAAACUCUUCUCCUCCACCCUUCCUCAGUACCAAAGCCAAACCUCUGGGUUUGGAGGUGCGGGAGUGCUGGGGUCCACCUCCAGAGGUUCCGAGGCCCCCAUGAGCGCCUGGUCCGCAGCCUCUCGUCCAGCCCGGUACACGUCCAAGUCCGCCAGCAGCAUCCUGGCGAGUUUCGGCUUGUCCAACGAAGACCUGGAGCUCCUCAGCCACUACCCAGACGAUCAUCUGACCCCAGACAACCUGCCCUUCAUCCUCAGAGACAUCCGCAUCCGUAAGGCCAAUAGAACUAUGGAUGUGGACCCUCGGCCCAAGGUAGGCGGUGGACCUGGCCCAGGAUCCGACCACGGUGGUGGAGGACAGAGCAAAGUGAUCGAUUACGAACAUUCUCGUGGUACUAAAUACGACAGUUAUGAUGAUGGCGAUAAUAGCCAACCCGAUAAUUACAGCUCGCGCAAUCCGCUCCCAAAAGAGAAGCCAAAAUAUGACAUGGUCAGAGACUCGCUGAGCGGGUACGCCGGCCAUUCCAUGACCUCCGACCUUUCCAAGCAGCGUACUCAACAGCAGCACAUCCACAGACCAGCGGUCCAGAGCCCCAUCCCCAUGACAGACACAGGCUCUCGCAUCGGCCUUCCUCUGCCUUCCAGCCCACCCCAGCAGACCCUCAAAACCCACGGCUCAUCCUCUAAAACAACAUCUAAGCCCAUGACCAUCCCUGUCCGCAGCGGAGACCAAGGACUCAACCGACUCCUGGCGUCCCAGAAUCAAGGCAACGCUCAGGGCCACGCUCAGCCCCGGUCCGGCCUGGUGGUUCUUGGUGGUGGAGGUGGAGCUGGGGUCGGAAUUCCAGGACUCAGGUUUGGAGGUGUCCCGGUCGGGGUUCCUCCUCCCACGACACCCCCCAUUUGGCCUUCCAUAUUCCCCAUCAUGAACCCGUCAAUCCCACCUCCUGGUCAUGUCCCGGUGACUUUUCCUCUGCCCCGGACUGGUCCGAUGCCUUCCAUGCACCAGCAGAUGAACCUACCUCCCCCGAUGAUGAUGAUGACGAAGAGGUUACCGACCCCGACCAUGAUGAGCGAUUACUCCGCAGCUUCUCCCAGAUUCUUUCCUCAUACCUGUUCUCUCUGUAACAUAGAAUGUGCCCAUCUAAAGAACUGGAUUGAGCAUCAAAACACCGGUCUCCACGUUGAGAAUUGCCGUCUACUCGGGAAAUCGUAUCCCGACUGGAACGUGGAAACUGUCGCUGUAUCACUAAAUGAAAGCAUCCAGUUGUCCUCCACGCGCCGUCGGAGAACACGCUCCGCCUCCCGUUCUUCAUCCUGGUCUCGCUCUCCUUCUCCUCCUCCUCGCUCCUUCUCCUACCACACCCCUUCCUCCUCUACUCGCCGACCUCGAUCCAGGGAACGAUCCCGCGAACGUCGACACAACACCACCACCCGGCGUUCCCGGUCUCCGUGUUCACUUCGGGGCAGGGAGAGAGAAUGUGACCCUCCGGCCUCGUCGUCUUCCCACCGGGAUCAGGAACGUCGACCUCAGACAGCUUCUUCAUCCCGGAGGUCGCGCUCGAGGAGCUAUGAGCGGGAGAGAGCGAGGGAACGUCGGGAGACGACGAGGAGGAGGAGCCUGCCGAAGUCUAACAGUGCUGAGAGACUGGCCAAGAAACUACUGGAGUCAUCUGCUGGCCUCUCCCUGACGGAGAACACCAGUCUAGAAGUUAUGAUGCAGUCCCUCGCCCCCGCGCUCCUGGCAGAGCUCGCCAAGAAGAAGGGAGCCGCUGCCUCCUCCUCUUCCUCCUCGAAGGGAGGUGCCUCUGGAAGGUCAUCAACCAGGAAAUCGUCCUCUCCCUCAAAGUCAUCCAGCUCCACUUCUACCAAGAAGAAACGAGGCCCAGGGACCUCAACUCUGUUAAAACUGAUGAAUAUCCCUCAGCACACAGCUCAUGAUGAGGUGAUGAAGGCCGUAGAACCCUUCGGAAAGAUCAACAACAUCAUCCUGCUCAAGUCCAUACAGCAGGCAUCAGUAAUGUUUGAGAAAGAGGAGGAUGCCAGACUGCUGGCUAACUGUAAGACCCUGACCAUCAGAGGCCAGGUCGUUAUCGUACGGAUGGAGGAAGAGACUCUGCUGGAGGACUCAAAGGAACUGGACCGGGACAAGAAGUCUUCUUCUGAAAAGAAAGCGACCAAGAACGCACCCAAGGUGUGUGGAUCUAAUACCAAGUCCAAGGGGAAAAGUCCCCUCGGUCCUCAGCAGCCUGACAUUGCGAAUAAUCGGUUUGUGAAGAUCGAAGGUUUACCAGAAACUGGCUAUACAGAGGAAGAUGUUCUGGCUCUGGUGAAGCCUUACGGAUAUAAACCUGGACUCUACAACUGUUUCAUUCUGCCCAACCAGAGAUGGGCCAUAAUCCGUAUGGAGAGAGAACAGAAGAGCUUUGCUAUGUUGACCAACUACACAGAGACCCCUCCUAAACUACUAGACUGUCCCCUCACCUUCACGCUGACCCGCCCUGAUACAAACCUCCGCCAGGAGGGUGUGUACACCACUCUGAAGGGCCUCACCACUACGGAUCCAACGUUGAAGGAACGUCUUCUGAUUGUCAGUAACGUCCCCGCAGGGACUGUAGCAUCCCAGGAGGUUCACGACCUCGUCAAGCGCUUCGGCUCCUACCGCGACUCGCUGUCUCUGAUCAACAGGAUCUAUUUUGAGAUGGAAUCGUCGUCGGUGGCGACGACCGUGUGUCUUCAUUUCCAGAAGUCCCCCAGUGUAGUUCAGAACAACCCUCUGAAGUUCAACUUGCUGGUCAAGGAUCAACAGGCACCGCAGCCCCCAGCCCAGAAGACAUCUGUUGCCAGCACCAAAGCCAAGAAGAAACCAAUCAAAGGCAAGAAGCCUGUAGCUAAAGAUGUCACAACCCCAGUUAAACCUGUUACUUCCACUACUACCAGCACCGAUGCUACGGUCUCAUCCUCUCGGCCUGUUGCCGUGGCGACCAAGCAACCGGGUGACGACGUCAUCGUCGCGGAGGCCAAGCAACCAGGAAGUGACGUCGUGGUGAUGAAUUCCGACGGAAAGGCAACGGUGGCGGAGUCUGGAGGGAAAGAGGGUGGGAUUUCCUCGACUAAAGAUGGGAAGAAGAAGAACGCUCAUCCUCCCAAAGAGGAUGGAGGGAUGAAAACUGAGGAGGCAAAAGGAAACAAGGAAGACACUGCGACUGUCGUCGUUUCCGCCUCGUUACCUACGGUCGCCGUGUCCGCUCCCGAGGAAGAGGUCACCAUGGAAACCCAGAGCACCGACGGCGUCGCCUCGACCAAUGAGAUUGCAGCAGAACCCAAACAGGUUCUAGCUGCGGUCCCACAACAGGGCAGUGAUGUCAUUGCUUUGGCUAGUGAAACCGUGAAGACUGUGGCCACAACAGAACCUCGUCUGAUCUCCGCUGUGGAGGGAGCUGAUAAAGUGGCCAAUCCCGUCGACUCUGACACCGUUGCCGCCUUGGUACCGGAACAAACACCGGCUCCUGUCCCGGUAGAGUUAAAUGUUGAAGACAAACCUCAGGACUUUCCUCCGGUCACAGAGGAGAUCCUCAAGGCCCUGGAGGCAGCCGUGCACCAACACCGUAUGGGGAGACUGGCGGAGGAACAGGCGAAACAGGAACACAACCAGGGAGAGGGAAUCCAGGCCAAGCCUCUACCCAACCAGGAGAGCCCUGCAGCUGGGGAGACGGCGGAGAGAAAGACCCCGGCUGAGUCAGAAGAGAAGACUGGGGAGAAAGAGACAGCGAAGAAAGAGGAGCCACGACCAGAGAAGAAGUCACAGCCGGACAAGAAGACCACCGACACGAAGAAGACACCUUCAGGAUCUGGCCAACCAGACCACAAGAAUGGGAAGACAGAGGCUUCCGGAGGGAGAGGCCGGCGCCUCUCCCCAGAAAGGAGAGACUCUUCAAGGCAUAGAAGCAGCCGUGCUCCUUCCGAGGAGGGCUCCCUUCGACGUCUAGACAGGGCAACUCCUCUAGCUCCUCUUCUGGCUCCCGCAGCCCCGCCAAGAAGAAGGGGAAGAAGGGGAGGAAAGAAGAGGAAGACGGGAGGAGCAAGAGCCUCGGUAGCAGCAGUAAAACGACGCUCUCCUCGAGGAGCAGGUCUAAAGACACGUUGCUACGCGGGAGAUGAGUUUACGUCUGACGUCAUCCCUGGUGAAGCCAACUCCUUCUAUCUGGACCAGUUCAACAUGGACCAGUUUGUUACUGUGGAUGAGGUGCAAGGGGAUGAGGCUGAGAACACCAACCCACCGCAGUCAUCCUCAUCUCCGUCGCACAAGACCCAAGAUAAGGCCUCGGAAAGGUCAAAACGAUCGUCCGAACGCAAGAGGGGUACCCCAGAUACCCCAUCUCCGAAAUCUAGCCUGGAGCACAAGGAGACACCCACGUCCUCCUCCUCUACCCCGCCUGCUCAGAAGACUCCACGAAAAGCCGCAGCAAAAAAGGCAGCAGCUAAACCUCAACCACCUGCCACCUCUGGGCGCAAGACCAGGUCAUCAGCAGCUGUUGUUGUAGCGACCGAAGCCGCAGAAACCCAGGAAGCUGCCGAGGAAAACACCAGCAUAGCCGAUACGGAGGCGGAGCCUGUUCCCUUGGAGACUCGGUCUCAGUCGGAAGAGGAAGUUGUAGUGGUCACUAAGGGAUGUGACACGGAGGAUGUAGUACCGUCAUCCCACCACAAGAUGUCAGUGUUGGACACUGCAGUGACCGACAACAAGGAAGAGAAAAGUGCUGUGUCAGAAAGCGAUAUGGAGACGACCGCUGAAAAACUUCCAGAGCUAGAGGGGAGCGAGGAGGCGACCCAGGCUGAAAAAGGUUCCUCGAUUCUGGGUACCGAGGCUCAGAAUGGAGCCUGUCCACUGGAGCUUGGUCUGACCCAUCCGUCUGCCUCAGCCAAGGAGCGAAACCUUCAGAAGGCCCUGCAACUACUAGAGGUGGAGACGGUGUCGGGUCACCAGGUGCCCCAAUCACUUAUUGAUAAAGAACCUGAUGAUGAUGGUGAUUUCCAGAUUCUCGACGAAGCUGUGGACGAUAACACACGUAGAGACGGAGAAGAGGGCAGUCAAGACACUCAAGAACAGUCUGGAUCUCUAUCACUGGGUUACCAGGCGCCUGCAGCCCGAAUCUACAGAGUCCCAGAAGACACUGAAGACAACAUGGCCGACUCCUCUCUCGCAGGCCAAGGAGGCCGAAGAGAUUCUCUACCCAGAGAGAUGGAGGAGUUCCAGAUACUAGAUUCAGUCGACGAUCAGACGGAAACGACCCAAGUUCUGGACAACCAUACGACUGACCCUAAAUGUCAGGGGGGCUCCAAGCCUCUAAAGGGGGGGUAA